UCAGAAAUGAAACUUUCACUUAAUUAGAAAUCGAUGUUUUUAUUAUUAAUUCCUUUGUAAUUAAUUAAUUAUCUAAAAGUCUCAACUGUUAUCCUUUUGUUAAUUGUCUAUUAUUUGUCGUCACCUUCUCGCAUCAAACUGACAACGAUUAAUUGAUUGGGUUUACACGUGAAAUCUUUUCCAUUUACCAUCAGUUGUUAUUCUGGUUUCAUUGUGUCUUUUUGUGAUUUAAUUUUCUUUUCAUAACCAUCAGAACUUGAUCUAAAUUAACUCACUGGUAAUUAUUAUCAAUCUAAUCACUGUUACACAUCAAUUAUAAAUCUCCAAUUGAUUGUGUUCACAAUGUUCCUUUUAUUUAUUACCCGUAACUUGUUGUUUUGUCUCCUCUUCUUUUCUACUCAGAGAUUUUCUUUGUGAAAUAUUUUUUUCUUUUGAUUUGUUUUGUUCAUAUUUUCUUUUUAUUUUAUUAAUAAUAUACUCUCUCAUUGUAAUAACAAUUGUCUAAAUUUCUUUGGCAAUAUUUUAUUUAUCUGAUUCCAUCCUGUGUUCGCCAUCAUUGACUGUUCUUUCGGGUACAUUUUCAGGAACAAAAAAUGGUCUCUAUUCCUGGUGCCGAGAUUGUACCUUCUCUUGAGGAUUUAAUUAAAAAAGGAAGUGAACAAUUUGAGAAAAUCUUCGAAACGGAGCCAAUGAUUGUUGGUUAUUCUCCAGGACGAGUUAAUCUAAUAGGUGAUCAUGUUGACUAUAAUGAUGGACUUGUCUUACCUAUGGCAAUUCCUGUUUACACUGUGAUCAUUGGUGCUCCAAACAAUUUCCAAAUUUGUCGUAUCGAGACUCUAUCAGAUAAAACAGAGAAUCCAAAACGUGUUGAAUUAAAGUUUGACAGCCUGACCAUCGGUCCACCAUCUUGGUCUAAUUACGUGAAAGGAGUCAUUUCUACCUUCCCAGGAAUCAAAAAACCUUUCGAUGCAAUCAUUUUAAGUUCCAUACCAAUAGGAGCAGGACUUUCAAGCUCAGCAGCUCUUGAAGUUGCUUUUUUCAAUUUUCUUCAAGGUUUAAGUGGUUCUGAUCUUGGAAUCAGUAAACAAGAAAUUGCUUUACUUUGCCAAGGAGCAGAACACACGUUUGCUGGUGUUCCAUGUGGUAUAAUGGAUCAAUUCGUGGUUGUCAUGGGAGAGAAAGAUCAUGCUCUUUUAAUUGAUUGUCGUUCUCUAUCAACUGAAUUGGUUCCCCUGAUUUCCGAUGAUAUUGUUAUUCUGGUUGCCAAUUCUAAUAUACGUCACGAACUGUCUGGAAGUGAAUACUCUUCGAGGCGUAAAAAUUGUGAACAAGUCGCAUCUCAAUUAGGUAAAAGUAGCCUUCGUGAUGUUUCAAUGAAAGAAUUGGAAACAAGUCAAACCGUUUUACCUCUUGUACAAUAUCAUUACUCUCGCCAUGUAAUCACCGAGAUUGAAAGAACCUUAAGUGCCUCGGAGGCUCUUAAGAAAAGCGAUUACGUUAUCUUUGGAGCUCUUAUGACGCAAAGUCACAUCUCACUUCGAGAUGAUUACAAAGUUUCAGUACCAGAAAUUGAUGAGCUUUGUGAGAUUGCUCUGGAAUCAGAGGGUGUUUAUGGUUCCAGGAUUACCGGCGGUGGUUUUGGCGGAUGUACGGUGACCUUGGUUCGUGCGGAUAAAGUUGAAUCAACAAUUAGCAAUAUGAAAAGUAAAUCUCGUAUUUCGGUUGAUUUCUAUGUGUUCAAACCCGCCGGUGGAGCGAAUCACAUUAAAUUACCUUCAAAGAAAUCACUUUGAUCUUGAAAGAUCAAUUUUCACCAAUUAUAUUAGAGAAAAAAAUCAGCAAACAAUCAAUUACUUUCUCAUUUUCCUUCUUUAAUCUAUGUGACAAAUAAUCAAAAGUUUCGAAUGUGAUUUAUUAUUUCUAAUCGGUUAUUUUAAUAUCAAAAGCCAAAAUUGUAAUUGUAAUUGUAAUAACGUAUUCGUCAUUUUUUUACAAUCAUUUACACUUCAAAUCAUCACUUAAUCAUCACCAUCAAACUCAUAAUCCAAAUCAUAAAUUAUAUAAAUUGAUGGACAUGAAGGAAUCGAGGAAAAGGAUUUUGCCAAGGAAUUAAAAAUUAACUAGUAACAAAUUAAUAAAUUGAAUUAAUUGUAACAAUAUUUUCUCAGACAAUCUAAUUGCUACAAUAUUGUAAAUCAAUUAAAUCAAAUUGUCAAAAUAUUCAAACAUUUUGAUGUAUUUCCAUAUCGAUGGUAUCAUAAGUUGUAUGAAAGUUUAAUUGUGAUCUGAAUUAAGCUCAUUUAGAAAUAGAGACAAUCAUUGAUUGAAUGAUUAAUCUUUGAUUAAGUUUGUUUAAUCAACAAUUUAAGGUUUCCAAGUUGAAUUUUAUUCAUUGAAUUAAAAUAAAAUGUAUUACAAUUAAAA
Messenger RNA from Panonychus citri (citrus red mite), 2424 nucleotides. Its product is annotated as galactokinase-like. The record is from RefSeq and is a predicted model, not a curated record. Bases 594 to 1793 code for a protein of 399 amino acids. Gene Ontology annotation, biological process: carbohydrate phosphorylation; galactose metabolic process. The transcript has 4 exons. Gene Ontology annotation, molecular function: ATP binding; galactokinase activity. Gene Ontology annotation, cellular component: cytosol; cytoplasm. Lineage: Eukaryota; Metazoa; Arthropoda; Arachnida; Trombidiformes; Tetranychidae.